ACCUAUUGUUUUCAAGCAUAUCCUUUGAAGUUAACGUUAACCCCUUUGGACACAAACUACGAAAGUACAAAAAGACACAUACAAAGCUAAACUUUUGACAAGACCAUUGUCUUCCCUACUCUUCUUGUGUGUGCGCCUAACAUUCUUUGAAAAACGAAUCCCCCAUUUCAAUGCUUUUACUAUUUCUUAACAUUCUCAGAAUAUUGAACAUAAAAUUAAAUUAAAGAGUGAAAAAAUAAAGGAAGGGACAAGACCAAGAACUUCAUAGCCUCCAUCAACGCCCUUCUUUCACGUUGGCAUAACUCUCCAACUUCUUCUCCAUCCCUUUUCAUAUCUUUGUAAUAAUUUACAUGAAAAACCUGUAACACCCAUAGACAAUAGUGACCCUUUACCUUAUAAGUUACAACCCCUCCAUCUUGUUCUUGUUCUUCUUGAUUCUUGAAUUAGGAAAUAGAAAGAAUGAAGAAUAGACAUAGUGUUAAAGUAUCUAUAAAAUGGAUUCCGAUCUUCUCAAUUGCUUUCUUCUUCAUUGGGAUGUUGUUCUCUAACAGAUGGUGGUCUCCAACUGAAUCUGGAAGUCAGCUGAUAGCUCAGCAUAGAAGGGACCAAGAACUUCAAGUUGUUUCUGAGGAUUGUAAUUCCAAAAAGAAGGUUUCUGUCGAUUCAAAAUCUAACCUCUUUUCUAGUCCUAAUCAGAAACAAGGACAUGAGAAGGAUGUAAUGCAUGAGGUGUACAAAACCCAUGAAGCAAUUCAAUCGUUGGACAAGUCAAUUGCUAUGCUUCAGAUGGAGUUGGCAGCUACUAGGAGCACACGGGAAAUGAAGGUGCCUGAUGAGUCUUCGAAUUUUUCUAAUUCCCAAAAUGGCCCUCCAAGAAAGAAAGUUUUUGUGGUAAUUGGAAUUAAUACUGCUUUUAGCAGUAGGAAAAGGCGAGAUUCGGUUAGAGAAACUUGGAUGCCUCAAGGGGACAAGCUUCUCCGAUUGGAGAAAGAGAAGGGAAUUGUAGUCCGCUUCAUGAUUGGUCACAGUGCAACAUCUAACAGCAUACUGGAUCGCGCAAUUGAUUCUGAAGAAGCUCAGCAUAAAGACUUCCUCAGGCUGGAGCAUGUUGAAGGAUAUCACGAGCUCUCUGCCAAAACUAAGAUUUUCUUUUCUACUGCUGUUGCAAAAUGGGAUGCCGACUUCUACGUCAAGGUGGAUGAUGACGUCCACAUCAAUUUGGGCAUGCUAGCUGCAACUCUUGCUCGUCAUCGGUCGAAGCCCAGAAUUUACAUUGGGUGUAUGAAAUCUGGACCUGUUCUUGCUCAAAAGACUGUAAAGUACCACGAGCCAGAAUACUGGAAAUUUGGAGAAGAAGGAAACAAGUACUUCCGACAUGCAACUGGUCAGAUCUAUGCUAUCUCCAAGGACUUGGCCACAUACAUAUCAAUCAAUCAGCCUAUUUUGCACAAGUAUGCCAAUGAGGAUGUGUCGUUAGGGGCUUGGUUUAUCGGUCUUGAAGUUGAGCACAUUGAUGAACGCACUAUGUGCUGUGGAACUCCACCAGAUUGUGACUGGAAAGCUGAGGCAGGUAAUGUAUGUGUUGCCUCGUUUGACUGGAGCUGCAGUGGAAUUUGUAAAUCAGUAGAGAAGUUAAAAUAUGUCCAUGAGAAGUGCGGUGAGGGGGAAGAGGCUCUUUGGAAUGCUCUCUUCUGAUUUUUCGCUUGAGAAAAAAGAGAGGGUUAAAGAUUCUUGCUGAGACAUAGCUGUUGGACGAUCUCCAUCUGGCUGGCUGUUUUUGAUUGCCAAAAUUUUGCAAUCAGAACUUUUAGUCCAGCAGCAGUUUGUAUAAUAUGAAAAGAGUAUGUUUGUUGUAGAUUAUGUCUGUCUAGAUACUGAUAUAGAUAAAUGGACCUUGGGGAACAGACUACCAUUUUGCUAAUUCUUUUCACAGCAUAUCAGGACGACCUUUAGAUGUGUGCUCACAUUCUUUGCGGUGCAAUUUUGGUGGUGGUGAGGUUCCAACUAUUAUUUCUUUAUUUGGUGCUUAUUUCUAGUUUGCGAGAACAAGGCCUCCACAUUUUGGCAAUGUAUUGUUUAAAUUAUUGGUAUAUUUUUAGUUGCAACGAAGUUUUCAGGAAAGGAAAGAGAUUUAUUCGCA
Capsicum annuum is the source of this 2140-nucleotide messenger RNA. Its product is annotated as beta-1,3-galactosyltransferase 7. NCBI's taxonomy places the organism in Eukaryota, Viridiplantae, Streptophyta, Magnoliopsida, Solanales, Solanaceae. Bases 460 to 1695 code for a protein of 411 amino acids. The record is from RefSeq and is a predicted model, not a curated record. The transcript is spliced from 11 exons. Gene Ontology annotation, cellular component: Golgi membrane. Gene Ontology annotation, molecular function: beta-1,3-galactosyltransferase activity.